GUCGCACUGCAACGACAAUUUCAAAACACAGCUCACGAACAAAACUGCUUUAACUUAGUACUGGCGGUAGGCAUAUUCAAGCCAUGCCUAUCCGCCGUCUAUCUGUUUCGGCAGAGCAUGGAAAUUCAGCUCAGAACUCAAACAGAGCCCAUAGAAGCAACGACUCUCAUCAUAUGCUCACAGGAAACGGCGGGUCCAUCCACCCACCUUCCAUAGCUUACUCGGGCGCGUCUACUACUCCGCAACAGAAGAUGGUAGUACAAGCCCUCAUAAACAACAGAAUAAAGAAUAAACUACCAAUCCAUUCCGGCCUUUCUCUGGAUAUUGUCGAGUCGGAUCCUGCGACGCAGAGGGCAGUAUGCGCGUUGGUGGAGAUCGCGCAUGACUCGUUAGACAUAAUAGCUUGGUCGUUAAGCGAACUGCUUGAACGGCUCGCAAAGCAAAUUGAUGCAGACGGACAAAUGACUACCGAAGCAUUGCAAUCUCAACUAUUUAUCCUGAAGAUUUUGUCGGUAUGCAUGACAUCAAGAUGGAAUCACCGACACGAACAGGACGACACGCGUUCCUCUCGCGGGCCCAAACCCCAGAAUGGCAGCCAGGCUCCUGGUCAUGUUGAAUCGCCAAUGCCGUCUUCGAGUCAGCAGGGCAAGAAGAUUCGCCAAGCUUCCACUGAGUUCUCCUCAUCUACACCACCUCCGUGGACAGAGGCUUAUCCUCUUGACGAUAAUUGUGCACGUUAUAUCCUGAGUGUGAUGGUUCUCUACCUCCGUCAAACAGCAGCGCCGGAAGCUCGACUCAUGUCGUCUUCAAACUUGGCUCCUGACGCAUCAUUGCACGAUUUUGAGUCUGUAGAUUUGCCGACCGAGUCUUCGGCAUUCGACGAUUACACGGGAAACAGUGGCCCCUUACUACCUCCUCAUAUAUCUCAUGGAUCGAAGCCGAUAAUGAAGCUCAGGAAUUCAUCCGCGUCAUUCCAAUCAGGUGCAAGCGCAACUUCAGGGCACUGGCAGCUAGGCCGCACGUUUCAGUUCGAGAGAACUCAUAUGGCGCUUGUCAAAUCCGCACUUGCGCUGAAUCUUCUUAUCAGCAAGUUUGCAGGACGAAUCGUAUAUCAUCUCUCUGCGUCGAACUGGUUAGUUGUUUUCCACCGAAUACGCCAAAAGAUCCACUUCCUCGCCAACACAACGGAGGACAACCCCGACACAAUCGAUUUGCAGCUCAUGACGCAUAGCGCGAUGGACAGAGUGCGACUAGUUCAAGUUCUGCAUGAGCUUUCGUCUCUUCUGGUGAACAUGAAACGACAAGCUCAGACAGCGGUUGCCAUCCCAUUACGUAUGGCAAUCUGGAAUUGGAUUGAGAUGUGCCCGCAGGAAUAUAACGAGGCAGUGAGAUCAAGAGGGAGACUUGAAGGCGCACCGGAGCGCGUCUUCGACCUCCUGCACUCCGCGAAUGAACCUGGUCGGGAGCGUGCGCUUUGGCCAACGUUGACCGUCCUUGCUUGUCUCGCUGCUGAGCGCCUGUCGCCAGAUUAUCAGAUCGAUGAUAUCCGUUUCGUAGAGGACCUACUCAGGCAUUCGAACACGAAUUCAAAGCUCUCCGAUGUCUCUUUCGUGUGUGCGAUAGACAUGUGUAGAGCUGGAUUUCGGAUAUCGCCUGAUGGUGAAAUGCCCCUCAGACAUAUUGCAGCAGACAUCUCGCAUGAAAUCAAGUCGACCUUGCAGAAGUCACCCGGGCAGAAGCCAUUCUGGGACUCCUUUGAUGAGAUCGACGUCGCCACCUAUGCUGAGGCACUCGUUGCUGUAUUCCGUUUCCUGCCGGAAGAGGAAUCAAUAUCGUUGUUCUUGGAUUGUCUGGAGCCUGAGCGGUCUGACGCAGUGAAGAUUUGUGCUAUCAAGGCUGCUACCACCUUGUCGACAGAGGCACCCCGUGUUCCUUGGCAGCAAUCCUUGGAGAAACUCCAGUUCGCCAUCUCACCGCGCUUGAGAUGUAUCUACAAGAACUCUUCUAUGCGGCUUAGCGAAUACGACAGUGAUGGGGCUAUUCGCCGUGCAGCGUCUCGGCCCAAGGCCAAACGCUUCACAUCCGAAACGCUGAUUGACAAAGACCUCAUGCUCCUUUCUAUUCUUGCACUGUUACGGGCAUCGCCAGAUUACUAUAUCGCCAACAUUGAGGACACAGAUGUGGAAGGCUGGGAUUCGAUCUCUGCACGAGUUCAUGACUCAGAUACUGACACAGCUGUCAAAAUAUCGGCCGCGACAUCGCACCAGCAUCUCACGGAUCUAUUCUUCAAGAUGCCUCCGACUGACCCUUACUACAAGAUGAUUGAAGGGUGGAUGAAAAAUGCGAUGCCGAUGUCGUUGAUGUGCAUUGCAAAGAGGUUGCUGCUGACUAGGCUUGAUCCCGACAGCCAGAGGCUGUGGAUACACGUCGCUCAUCAGCUCGUCGAAUGUUACCAUCGGAAAAGCGAGGAUAACCAUGCUCAUGGCAUGCAAUUCGACAAGGACCGUGUACCAGCCUUCGCGAUGUGCGAGAUCGCAUUCUUAGUAUCCCUUACAUCAGUCAGCAGUGAUGUCUCGCAACUUGCUGCCCAAGGUCUUCGUCUCAUCGCACAAGCUGAGCGGCAACCUGGAGCUCCUGUCAACCACGGUCUCACUGAGGAGGAACGCUCAAAGCGAAACCCGAUAUACGAACAGCUCGGUGACCCCAGCGUUAUCAUCGUUGGACGCGUCAGAGAGCAGAGACGUGUCAGAAAGCUCUUGCGUUUGGUCGCGAAUUCGUCACCCAUUAACAUCGCCGUUUGGGAAGAGUGCUUUUAUAGAUGGAGUGCACUCUCAGAGUUUAUCGUGCAGAAUCCGCUGGCCGCAGCAGCAGCCUUCGACGAUUCUCAUUUGAGCAAGCAUGAACAGCUCAUGUCUAUCGAGGAGAAAUUCAUUCAAUGGAGAAACCUCACGUUGUUCCUGGCUGCUUUCGGUGGUGUUACCGUGCAAGAAAAGCACGACCCCGGUGCCCUUACUGCUGUGAUCCCUCCUGAGUUUUUACUUGAUGACAUGCGUUCUCUAAGAGACCCGGCAGACCUCGUUGCUCUUUUCAUCGAGUUCCUGACCAAUGCCCUUAUUGAUGAUGUUGUUCGCGUUCGGGAAGUUGCGCGUGAAGCUCUUGGGUCGGAACUUAGCCCUCGUCUCUUUUCAAAGUUGUUCAGACAUCUUGACGAGAUCACGCGGAACAUUACGGCUGGAGCAGGUCUCGAGUUUAAGGAUGAAUACGGAUUAUUCUUGGAUCAGUUAAUUUCAGUCCUGAAAUCACUUGUCGAGAAUGCACAAAUGCCACCUGACGAAGCUCUCAGUAUUGAUCUAGGGUCGAUCUUGCAUAUCCUCGUCGGAUUUAUCUCACGUUUCAACGAUCCAGUAUCGUAUCGGAUUCGGGUCAAGUUUUGCGCCCUUUGCGAUAGUGUCUGCCACCGCACAGACACGUUGACCUUGCGUAAGGACGACCUAUCGCGCAAUCGCAUCAUUGACAUCGUGAUGGAUUGGUUCCAGGAUCCAACAUCGAAUACCGACCCCGAAGCUGUCCAAUUCCAGUACGAAUUGAACUUCGCGUCUCUUCGCACAGUCGUCAAGCUCCUUGAACGCUUAAAACUCCAACCAAUCGAUAAUAAUUCCAAUGACAACGAUGACUCCGGACACGUGGUAUCACGAUUGUUCAUCCGAUACUCCCAUGGUUUACUGAGAGCCUUGGACAUAUGUCAGUCUGACCCCAUAGUGCCCGACAGUACUUCAGACGCCCCAUCUCUGCAGAAGAAAAUGCAAGCUUCUCAGAGAGAGGCCGACAUUCGCGAUUUGGUCAUUACAGGCCUCUCGCACCUCGUCACCUCAAACUCGGAGAACGCCGUCAAACAUUGCAUUGCUUCUGCAUAUGAUGGCGAUAUGAGGAAGCGAACUAUCUUUGUCAACGUCUUUGCUCGAGUACUUGGGCAGGGCACCAAGUUCGAGGCGCAAGGAAAUCCUGAAUUGCAAGCACGCCGAGAUCAACUACGAGAGCUUGUCAAAGGAUCUGACAUGGUGCUUGCGAUGGUAAUUUGCGAGUGUUGUCCUGCCAAUGAGGUCGACAUGAUGAUCUCCGUGCUAAUGAAUAUAUUCGACACGAGAGCGUCGCUCGUUGCCUUGUUGAAAACAAUGAUUGACCGAGAAAUAGCUCACACUUCUAGCGAGGUGGAUCUUUUCCGUGGGAAUUCGACGUGCACGCGAUUCCUCUCAGCGUUUGCGCGUAUACACGGGUACAACUAUUUGCGGGGUCUGAUCGUCCCUCUCAUCAAGACCAUGACGUCUAUGCCCGCAGGCCACGCAUAUGAUCUAGACCCCGCCAAAGCUAACCGAGACAAGCUUGAACAAAAUAAGAGGAAUGUCGAGCUGGUUGCCCUGUCUUUCCUCGAUAUCAUUACUUCCUCGGUCCCUGCCCUACCACCGAUGAUUCGAGAAGUUUGCGCUCACCUUGCGAAAUCAGUUUAUCAAGUUUGGCCGGAAUCGAAGUUCGCUGCCCUUGGUGCAUUCAUAUUUCUUCGGUUCAUUUCUCCCGCGAUCGUUGCCCCAGAGAUUGUCGAUGUUACGGUGCCCAGAGAUGAUGGCGGAGUCAUCCGCCGGGGCUUAAUGGUAAUAGCAAAGGUCAUGCAGAACCUUGCCAAUAACAUCUUAUUCGCGAAGGAGGCUCACAUGCUUUGCUUGAACGAGUUUUUGGGUGUAAACAUCAAGAGCAUCACGCGUUAUCUGAGCGAAGUCAAUAAAUUCUCAUCUACUGCUAUCGACGAGGAGUCUACCGAAUGGUUGGGCACGACAGCCGAUGACACUGACACAAUUGUUCUCCAUCGCUUUUUGGACAAGCAUGCGGACAAGAUCGGUAAAGAGUUACUCAGUUACGCUAAACUCAAUGCCUCUGGAGAAGAAGAUGCAUCGACUGCUAAUGCAAAGUCUGCAUGGGAGCACCUCUGUAAUUUACUUGUAGAACUGCAAGAAGUUCCUGAGGUUCCUCGUUUCUCGAAACUUCCUCGGACCGAGCACCGGGAAUUUAUUGACCUAAUGAAUCGCUGUGCUCACCGCAGCAUUGAAUCUGUCCAGGACAUCUUCGUAGCCGCAGACGUUCCUCUUGACUCACCUGCUGUGUUUGUUCUGCGAGUUUGCCAGAUUGAUGUCGAAGCUCUGGACAUCGAGCUGUUGAUGUACCACAGUUUGAAGACAUUGCUGUCACCCGCUUACGAAGACCGGAAGUUCGAGGUUGUCUUAGACUGUACUUCGUUCACUUCGACUUCUGAAAUACCAGCGCAAUGGCUAACCACAUGCUCGCAACUCAUUCCGAUUGAUAUCCGACGUCGUUUUCUAACUUCAUAUAUCCUGAACCCUAAUUCGCUCACCCAGAAGUAUCUGAGGCGGAUGUAUAACAUUUCGUCAGGAACCAUGCUCUCAAGUGGGGUAAGGGCCUGCUCGUCAAUUGCCGAACUCUUGCAGUAUGUCCCACAGGAAAGUCUUACAGCACUUCGAUAUCCAACCUCUUUGGAGGAGGAAGGUAUCACCGGCUAUACGGAAGUCACCAUGAGGCAAGCCCAUGAAAUGCGCAUGCCGGUAACUAUGGAGGUUGCGGACACUCAUGUCCGGGUUACUUCCAUCCGUGCAGCUGUUAUCUCUCCAAACUUAAACUGCAAGUCGACGGAAAUUAUUUCUCUUGCUGAUGUUAGCGAUGCAUACAACGUAUCUACUGGCCUCGAUCCCUACGAAUUCAUUAUCCGCAGAAGCAAGCAAGGUGUAACGUCCUACUUCUCCUCACCACAGCGUGAUAACAUCGUCAAGUCCAUUCGUGCGGCCAAAAGUCAACUGAGGGAUACGCGCUAUCUCCGUAUGGAUAGGUUCCCAAGGUUCUCCAAUAUCUCCGCAACGCUACUCCAUGUAGGCAUGCUCAACAUCGACUCGGAAGAUGAGGGACUUCGUGGAGCUGCCUAUGACCUUUUGGGCGCUCUCUGUUCAUAUCUAAACUACGACAAGAACCCCAUCAUUGUGUCGAAGGCUGGAAUUAUACCUGGAGAAAUAUCUACAUUUGUCAUUGGACUGAGUGACCGCCUAGCUGGCUUUGCACCUAAACUCACACUCGAUUUCAUCUCUGUCAUAUCCGCUGGCAUGGACAAGGCCACCGCUGCUCAGCGUAUCACCUGCUUGCAGUAUAUGAGCCCUUGGGUGAAGAACCUCGCAAAGUUCUGCAAUCCGACAAGUUCAUUGUACGAGCACUCGGGAGCGAGGCUGCGAGAUUGCAUUCGUUCACUGAUUGACCUCACCAUCUCGGACUUAGAGAUAAAUUCCAUGAUCCACAGACACAUCUGGGUAGAAAUUAGCCGUCAGGAUUCGACUCUCGUCUACAUAGUUCUCGAAGAGCUCAUCCGUGCUGCGUCUGACGGCGGCAUUGGGUCCCGAAGAUGCGAGACUAUCGCAAGGUCAACUGCUGCCCUGUCGUCCAUCAAUGUCAGGGGAAGAAUUUUCUCGAAGUUAAGAAAAGCUCUUGGAAAAACCUCCCUUAAACCGUCCAAGACACUGCCAGAGAAUGUCCACUGGAACGAGAUUGCCACCCUUGCUCGUUUUGCGCUUGUAGCCAGCAACCACUCGAAACAAGCAGCAUAUGAUCAACUAUACAUCCCCGACAUCUUCCAUAUCGUUACGCUCAUCGCGGGCACAGGACAGACGUUAGUUCGCAAGUCAUUGUAUGGCAUAAUCAUGAACUUCCUUCAGUCUGUAUACCUUAUGCGAGCCGAGGAUGCUAGCGCACCUGAAUUGCGUCUUCUGAUCGACGAGCUCAUCAAAGUGGAUAACCUUACGCUAUUUGGUCUCACUCGUCAGUCGUGCACCAGUGAAUACUGCAAUUAUGAUCCUCCAAACGACAAGGCAGUGAUUGACUCUCAAGAAUCUUUGACUCGUCUGCUUGUCCGAGUGAUGGAGGUGACGUCUGGCUCAAGAGGCCUACUCAAUAUCUGGCGCGCACGGUGGAUGAGUCUAGCGACGUCAACCGCAUUCCAGUUACCAGCGGUCAUUCAGUCACGCGCUUUCCUCGUCCUGGGCACUCUUGCAACAUCCGAUGUUGAUGACGAUCUAGUGUAUCAGAUGCUGGUAGCGUUCAAGAACGCGCUAGGACAGUCCACAGAAUCCGACACGAUAGCGGUGGUUUGCAUGCUACGGUGCAUUUGCAAAGUAGUGCCUUCCCUAACCGAAGGUUCCCGGUAUCUCUGCCAGAUUUUCUGGUUGGCUGUCGCUUUGCUGCAAUCCAGCUACACCGCGUUUUAUUCAGACGCUGCUGAGCUCAUGCGCGCGACAGUUGAGACGCUGGAAAAGCACGGUGCCUUUCAGGGCAGUUCGAUACCCAACGUACUACUGGACGGCCGGGUUUCACUAGAAGACACUGUCUGCCAACUUGAUCACUUGCUCUGCCUUUCUUUUGACUCCAGUUUUUCCUUCACACUCGCCGCCAUUAUCUUCAAAGGUGUCCGCCACAACCACCUCAGAUCCUCUGCCGAGCUCGUUUUGCGGAGUUUGUUGUCAGUCACCGCACGGUGUGAUAACCAAUCUGAGGAUGGUUCCGCUUCGGGCCUGUGUCCAGAUGCGCUUGGCUACUUCAUCGCCUUGCUCCCCUUCUGCACGACACACGAGGCUUACGUACAGCUCCUGCAAGACUGUAAAGGAGAAGAAUUUUUGCCAGGACCUAACUCCUCUCGUUCUCGUCAAAAUGAUCUCGUUCCUCGCGUUUCCGUCGAAUUGCUAUCUUUGACAGAUAGCACAUCCGCACUCCUCACCGUCUCGUUUGCGAGCACAUUGUUGACCACUGCACAAGGGGAUGAUGCCGAAACCGAAAUCUUGUAUAAUUUGUUGGCAGAUAUUGGGGUUGCACACCCCGAAUCAGUUUCAAUCAUCUAUGACAUCCUGCAGGACAGGAUUAAAGAUGCUUUCGCCAAUUCCUCCAAUGCUGCAAUUAUUAGAGCUGUGACGAGCAUCUUCCGCAAUGCACAGGACUCACUGCGCCUGGGAUCGAUGCACACGAUGUCUGUAUCCACGCUCAGCACGGUGGACGAAGGCAAUCCAGCGCAAAGCCUGAAGCAAAAACUGGAAGACUUAGGUAUGGAUGGCCUCACAACGAGCUUCCAGUUCUUGGCUCCCAAUCGAGUUCAUUGGUCGAAGAUUGCUGCUUGGAUAUCUGACUUGGUUCUAAAAAUUGUCGGCUUGGAAUAAUCUUUUCAGCAGGAUGGGUUUUCUUCAUGGACGCCAUGUAUAGAACAUGUAUUGUACUUCUAACUUGCAUCGUUUCAGGUGUCUUCUGCACAUACUUAUAAUUACGCACUGAUUGCUAGCACUAUUACUGCUAAUGCCAUGUCAUUCCGCGACAUAGGGUACACAUACGAUUGAAUAUAUAUCAUUAUGAUCUUGCUGCCCUUGCAGCAUAGUACUGUCUUGCGCCGAU
Messenger RNA from Suillus discolor, 8478 nucleotides. RefSeq lists its product as uncharacterized. The record is from RefSeq and is a predicted model, not a curated record. NCBI's taxonomy places the organism in Eukaryota, Fungi, Basidiomycota, Agaricomycetes, Boletales, Suillaceae. Gene Ontology annotation, biological process: regulation of GTPase activity. The transcript is spliced from 33 exons. Bases 84 to 8249 code for a protein of 2721 amino acids.